GUCCCCCCCACCCCCCACCUUCCUGUUCUGCCCGUUGCUGCCGGGGGAAGUGGUCAAAGGUCACGUGAUGGCUGGGGGCGCCCUGGGGGUCCUGGUGCUACUGGCAGUUCUGUCCCCAGCAAGAGGGGACCCCCCAACUGUUGCCACCAGUAACUUCCAGUAUGACUGGCAGGGCCUCCGUGUGGCCGGUCUGGUCGUUGCCGCCGUCCUGUGUGUCACCGGCAUCAUCGUCCUCAUCAGUGGGAAAUGCAAGUGCCGGAGGAAACGGAGCCACCACCGUCCUCCCCCUGAGAUGUCCAACCUCAUCAAGGCCGGAGCUGCCAGCUCAUGCUGAUUUGUCCCCAAGUGUCCCCAAGCAGGGGGGAGGGGACACCCCGGUGCCACUCGGCGCUGGAGGGAGGAGCAGGUUUAUUUUGGGGUGAAACCCCCCAAAAAAAGGCAAAAAUGGCGGGAAAGGAUUAAAAACCAUAAGUGGAAAA
Molecule: messenger RNA, 479 nt
Organism: Columba livia (rock pigeon)
Lineage: Eukaryota; Metazoa; Chordata; Aves; Columbiformes; Columbidae
Product: FXYD domain-containing ion transport regulator 3-like
Exons: 8
Coding region: 68-334 (88 amino acids)
Biological process (GO): regulation of sodium ion transmembrane transporter activity
Cellular component (GO): membrane
Molecular function (GO): sodium channel regulator activity
Source: RefSeq, a predicted model, not a curated record